Molecule: messenger RNA, 693 nt
Organism: Auanema sp. JU1783
Lineage: Eukaryota; Metazoa; Nematoda; Chromadorea; Rhabditida; Rhabditidae
Source: the annotation of a GenBank genome assembly
AUGGAUCAACGUGCUUCUCAAAUGAAGAAUAUGCGAGUACCUUGGUUGCAUUGUAAUAAAUGUUUGAGAGAAGCAGUUGAAAUCCAAAAACCUAUGUUUAUCACCAAAUGUAGUCACAUCAUAUGCAUCCAGUGCGCUCAAAGGCAGAAUGAAUCUGCAGAUAAGAAGUGUGUUGUCUGUGGUAAGCCUAGUGGACUCAUCGAGUUAGGCAAACUUCCUCCAAAUGUAGCGGCUAUGUACUUCACUGAACCAUAUCAGUUCAGCUCAGUCAGGAUGGAAAACUUGAAAAGAAUGCUCACAUUCCAGAAAAAGGCAAUGGAUCAUUUGGAACACUCACAAUUGAAUCGUUUUAAGAAAGAGCAGGAAGAGAAUCGCAUUUUACGCGAGAAGGUGAUGGAGAUGCGUAAACGAACUAGCAGCUUAGAAAGUGUGCGGAGACAAAAAAUGAAACGGAAAAUGUUAGAGGAGAAAAGAGGAAGCUCUUGCGUUCCCGCGGGGACUAGCAAGAAAGUUUCUGACGAUUUCUUCAGCUUCCAGAAGAGCACAUUCAAUAUAGCAACACCCCACCACUCGAGAAAUCCUUCUCAUCAACGGCGACCACCUGAUGAGAAACAGUUAAGCAGAGCUUACACCGACCACAUGCUAAUGCGAGAAAAAAAAUCCAGCAAGAGUAGAACUGGGGUCUUUUUCUGA